Molecule: messenger RNA, 2223 nt
Organism: Electrophorus electricus (electric eel)
Lineage: Eukaryota; Metazoa; Chordata; Actinopteri; Gymnotiformes; Gymnotidae
Gene: ccdc62
Product: coiled-coil domain containing 62
Source: RefSeq, a predicted model, not a curated record
GAAAAACUGAAUUUUGUAUGAAUUAUGCAUAACUAUAAAUAUACAAUCCAGUGCCUUGGAAGAGGCAGUCAACUUGUAAUUUUAACAUAGGCGAUACUCUAGCCAACUAAAUUUUGCUUCCUAACAAGAUAUUUCAAAACUUUCAAAAUUCGUUCGCUAACGGCUUUAACUUAGUAGCUAAAGAAUUACAGCAAUAAUGUUUUAAUUGUGGAUAAGUAAUACAUUUAUAUAAAUGUUUCUGUCCCAGUGUAAUUUUAAGGGGCUUGUAAUAGUAACUUUCAUAAAUACUAUUUUGAUUUAAAGUUGCCACAGAAGCGUUAGCUUAGCUCGAGUAGCAGACGUUGGUCCCGUAGCCCCCUCGCGAGCUGGAUGGCUACUUACAGACUAAUUCAGAUGAUACUUUAAUUAACAUCAUCCAGAUAGACUAAUUAACAUUAUCCUGAUAACUGGCAUAGUCGGCAACGGACCGCCGAACAUAAAAGAGAAAGCUGGGAAAAAUGUUUGACUUGUCGAAGAAACGAUGGAUGAAGAAGACAGAGAAACAUGUAGAAACCGCCGCGCGCCUCGCUACAGAGACGCUCCUGAAAUGAAAGCAGGUUUUCCAUUUGAACCGUGGCACAGCACCCCUGUCAAGAAGCACACACACGAUGUCAGCAUGGCUAGACAGACUGUGAGGAAUCCACAGAUGUCUUGUAAUCAUGUAUCAUCUCUGUCUCAUAUGGAAGAGUCUAAGAUUCCAGCAUGUGAAAUGGAAAUGGUGACCAUCCAAAAGCAACGGCUGGAGCUGCAGCUGCUGAUGGCAGAGCUGAAGGACCGUGACCAGGAGCUCAACGACAUGGCUGCUGCCCACCAAAGGCAGCUGCAGGCGUGGGAGCAGGAUCGGCAGAGAGUGCUGACACUGGAGCAGCGGUGUGCCAAUCUCCAGGAUGACCUGCAGACGCGUAACGAGGUGAUCCGAGCCAUCAGCAAGCACCUGAAGACCGUAGAGGCACAGGAGAAGGACAGGCACCGAGAACUCACUAGUGCCCAGCAGCAGCUGCACGAGCUCAGCCAGAGACAGCAGCACAGCAGCCAACAGCAACGGGACCUGGAGGAGAAGAAUCGGAGCAUGAACUCGACCAUCAUGACUCUCUCGUCUCAGGUGGGGCAGCUCCAGGUUCAGGAGGAGGAGCUUAGCUCCAUGCUGAAACUAAAGGACAAAGACGUGAUGGAAGCUACCAGUCGCAUUUUAGGAUUAACCGGUCAGAUGCGGGAAUACGAUGCUACACGGAAGGAAUCCGAGACACGGGAAAGCAAAAUCUUAAGUGAAAUGGAGGAGUACAAACAUCGCUUCAGAGAGGCUAGAUAUGACGCUACUCGGCUCAAAGAUGAGCUUCAGGAGAAGACCAUAGAGAAUAACAGUCAAAGAGAAGAGCUCAUUCGACUAAAGCAAGAGAACCAGCUACUCAGGAAAGAGCUGCAACUGGCAGGUGAGAGCUGGAAAGAUGAGCUGCUUGGCCUAGCACGAUCUAAACAAGAGCGCACCGUGUCCGAGCUUCUGUGCCUGCGACAGGUGUGUGCUAACCAACAGAAUGACCUGCAGCUCUUGAAGCUCAACCUCGAGACAACCAGAGAGGCACUGAGACGAUAUGAAGGUCAAAGGUCACUGGAGAGUCCAGGUAGUGUGACUUGUCUCUAUAUGGAUUGUUCUACGCCAUCACCACAGAGGAGGAGCCCCGGCCCUACAGAAGAUGCAGUAUUCAACAUCAUUGCCAAUGGCAACCAGGAGGAGUGUGUAUCAUCCACAAGUCGCUUGCAACGCUUGUUGGCAGAGUCGAGGCAAAUGGUGGCCAGUCUAGAACACACUUCUGGCAAACCUCUGAGCCCUGCCCUGAGCCCCGCCCCCAAAAGUGACUCUGUCUGUAGCCUGCAUGGUAGCUACAAUAAUAGCAAUAGUUGCAACCAUUCCCUGUCCCCCAGAAACAGCCAACGAGAAAGUCAACAAAGCAAUGAUGAUACUCAAAACCAGAGUCAACAUUCGAACCCAAGAACCGAGGAAUGUGGGCAGUAGAUCCUUGGAUGGACAGGUCUCCCUCAAAAAAUGACUGAGGAUUUUAAAAACAGUACGAUGUAGCCAUGUGAACAUGUUGAAGCUGCCUUUGAGUGGAAAACUAGGUCAGCAUCCACUCAUGAGCCCGUAGCACAGUCAGUCUGGUUUACUACACCUGCAAAUAAAUACUUUUA